This is a messenger RNA of Acanthopagrus latus (yellowfin seabream), 5483 nucleotides long. RefSeq names its product Rho guanine nucleotide exchange factor (GEF) 10 (gene arhgef10). The record is from RefSeq and is a predicted model, not a curated record. NCBI's taxonomy places the organism in Eukaryota, Metazoa, Chordata, Actinopteri, Spariformes, Sparidae. Gene Ontology annotation, biological process: mitotic spindle assembly; actin cytoskeleton organization; positive regulation of stress fiber assembly. Gene Ontology annotation, cellular component: centrosome. The transcript has 30 exons. Bases 259 to 4605 code for a protein of 1448 amino acids. Gene Ontology annotation, molecular function: guanyl-nucleotide exchange factor activity; protein binding.
UUCAUGGAUGGAGUCGGCUCGCAUCGAAAAGGGAGUUGAGUUAAAAGAAGGACACUGAGCGAAACCUGGAUGUGUUUUGAUGUGUUUAAAGUUGUGUCGAAGUCAGAAAUGACUCAUGUUUAACAUUGGCACGGCGUAGCACUGAAGGGACACGGCUAUUCUUCUGGGAAAAAGUCAGAAAAUGGAAUGUGUGUCGGCGUAGUUGAUCCCCCUUCAUGCUGCUGACUGAAGAGCUUCUGCAGGAGAAGAGCAGCAAGCAUGGACGUGGAAGACUUUCCUCCCCCACCUCCUGAACUAUUGGCAGACAGCGUCCCCUUUGCAGAUGAAGAUGAGGGGGAGGCCUUUGACUUUGACGACAGUGGUGACGACGUCCCUGAGGCUGAUCACCUACCUCCCGCACCUUCAGCUCCUCUAGCCUCUAGCAGCACAGAUCAGUGCCGGGACAAGUUGGUGGCCAGUCACCCUGAGGGCAGAAUCCCCAUGCUGAGCCCACCAGCCCCUUCCAGCACACCUGACACAGCUCCAUCAUCAGCAGGCACUGAAGUUGCCACGAGCAGAUCCUCCGCAGCAGGUGGAGCGGCAGCAGAAGGAGACUGGACAUCUGCUGUUGAGGGCACUGAUGACAAGGAGACAGAUUUACCGCCACCUCCCCCUCCUGUUGACGAUGACACAGAGACAGAUCCUGGAAGAACAGGCAGGGAGGGCCAGGAUGCAUCCAUCGACAACCCUCACCCUCCACCGGCCGUCCCCAGGACCUCCUCCCAGGGCAAAGUCAACCCCUACUCUGUGAUUGACAUCACUCCUCUCCAGCUGCAGCAGCUUGAGCAGCAACAUGGCCCCUCCUCUUCAGCCUCCUCACCAACAGAGCCAAAGGAACAAGCAGGAGAAACGCAGGAUACCCACACCAGCCCUGUUGGCAUCACCUCAGGAUAUGCUGUCCCAGUGCCCUGUGGCUAUGCAACCCCCUCCGGUGUACCACUCAUCACACCAGCUUACACCACACCCGUCAUCAUCCGACACCUCUCCGUGGAUGAGGAUGUCACUGUGGUUGGGACUGGCAGCACCUCUGUGGACAGUGUUUUCAGUGAAGAGUACCCACCUAUUACAGAAGAGGAUGCUUUGGCUAAAUGGGCGUCAGAUCCUGCCAACACUGCAUGGAUGGAAAAUCCAGAUGAGGUGAUUUAUGAUGAUGUGCCCAGAGAGAACUCUGACUCCAACACAGAUCCAGAUGAGAUGAUCUAUGAUGACGUGGAAUUUGGUGAGGAGGGGGGCUGCAACAGCUCCCUUGACAAUGGCUGGAGCUCGAGUGAGUUUGAAAGCUAUGACGAGGCCAGUGACGGGGAAGGGCGGCCAGAGAACGGCCUGCCCCACGCUUUCAUGAGAGGAAAGCCACCCCAGAGGAAAACCCAUCUCUCUCAAGAUCUGACACGCUUGAAAGAACACUAUGAGAAAAAGAUGAAAGAUCUAAUGGCAAAUACAGUGGGAACGGUAGAGCUGCAGCAGCUAAAACAGAAACACGAGUAUAAGAUGCAAAAGCUGGUGAAGGCAGCCAAGGAAGGGACCAAAGAUGGACUAGAGAAAACCAAAGCUGCAGUGAAAAAGGGACGGUCUUUCAUCAAGACCAAGUCAUUCUGUCAGGAGAGGAAGUCAGCCUGUUUUGAGGAUGAAGAGUCUGAGCUUUUCAUUGAGGUGGACUGUUUCAAUGUUGAGCCAGUGCUGUGUCCAGCACCAGAGGGUCUUUCACAGCAACAGCUGGUGAGAAGAUGUAUACUGGGAUCUAUACUGGAGAGCGAGAAGAACUAUCUUGAUGCACUAAAAAGGAUAUUAGAGCAAUAUGAGAAGCCCCUGUCCCAGAUUGAGCCGAGGCUGCUGAGCGACAGGAAACUGAAGAUGACCUUCUAUCGUGUGCGUGAGAUUUUGCAGUCCCACUUCCUGUUCCAGAUCGCCCUGGCAAGCCGAGUGGCCGAGUGGGACAGUCUGGAGAUGAUCGGGGAUGUCUUUGUAGCAUCGUUUUCAAAGUCCAUGGUGCUGGAUGCCUACAGUGAGUAUGUGAACAACUUCAGCACAGCAAUGGCAGUGGUAAGGAAGACGUGCGCCUCCAAACCUGGCUUCCUGGAAUUCCUCAAGCAUCGCCAGGAGACCAGCAGUGACCGAAUGACUUUAUAUGGCCUAAUGAUGAAACCUAUCCAGAGAUUCCCUCAGUUCAUUCUGCUCCUUCAGGACAUGCUGAAGAACACACCAGUGGGUCACGCAGACCGUCUGCCCCUGCAGAUGGCCCUGACUGAACUGGAGACGCUGGCAGAGAAGCUCAACGAAAAGAAGAGGGAAGCCGACCAGCGCUGCGAGAUCCGUCACAUUGCAAAGGCCAUGAAUGAACGCUACCUCAACAAGCUUCUGAGUAAUGGCAGCCGUUACCUGAUCCGCUCAGACGACAUGGUGGAGACGGUCUACAAUGAGCGUGGUGAAAUCAUCAAAACCAAGGAGCGACGCCUCUUCCUGCUCAAUGAUGUUCUCAUGUGUGCCACGCCCAAUAUCCGAUGUCAGGAUGGCAGUGGGAGUGGCAGCGGCAAUGCCCCACUCGACCAGAAGUUCCUCCUGAAGUGGAGCGUGCCUUUGAGCUUCGUGGAGGUGCUCGAGUUUGGGUCCAGCGAGGACAUGGCCGACAGCAGCCACUACCCAACGCCUCAUUCUGGGGAGAAGGUGGUCAUCAACGCUAAGCCAAACAAGCUGUACAUGGGCCCUGGUCAAUUGUACCAAGAUCUGCAGAACCUGAUCCAUGACCUUAGCUUGGUCAACCAGAUUUCCGGCAUGAUCAGCAGCCUCAAAGGCAACUACCAGAAUGUAAACCCUACAGUGGCCCAGGACUGGGUAUCAGGUCUCCAGAGACUGAUACUGAAGAAGGAGGAGGAGAUCAGGGCUGCUGACCGGUGUAGGAUCCAACUCCAGCUGCCUGGCAAACAAGACAAGUCUGGUAAACCCACUUACUUCAGUGCAGUGUUCAACACUCUCAGCCCAGCCAUAAAACAGUCAUGGAUCAGUAACUUGCAGAUGGCGAAGCUGGCUCUAGAGGAGGACAACCUGCAGGGCUGGUUCUUUGCAGAGGAUGAUGGGAAUCAGAUCAAAAAGCAGAAGCACCCUCUCUUACUUCGACAAAUGCCUGUGGUCAUGUCAAAACUACAGGAAUUCAAGGUUGAAUGUGCUGUUCACAACCCAGAGCCCCACAUCAACAUAGAGAGCACAGCAGACACACCCGUCGUGGGCCAUGGCUGCGUCUGGGUUGCAAGUUGCACAAACCAGAUGGGCCAGAUAUCCAUCGUGGCCAUGCAGAACUCUAGCCCUAAGGUGACUGAGUGUUUCAAUGUAGAGUCCCGUAUCCUCUGCAUGGCCUACGUCCCUGCAGAGCAACCCCUGGAGAAUGGCGAGAAACUCCCCGUAAACGACCAUGUCCACGCAGCGAAGGCUAGUGAUUCCCCCAGUGUCUGUCUGGGCAUGGAGGAGGGCAGCAUCAUUGUAUACAAGAGCAGCCAGCGGUCUAAGAAAGUACGUCUGCAGCAUUUCUUCACCCCAGACAAGUCCACCGUCACCAGCCUGGUCUAUAUGAAACACUGUCUGUACGCUGGCCUCGUCAGCGGCUCUGUGGCAAUCUACUCCAGAUCACAAGAUGGUUUGUGGAGUAAUGAAAAGCCCAAGGUCCUGAAGCUAGGAGUCCUCCCCGUCAAGGCCAUGCUGGCUGUGGAGGAUCACCUCUGGGCUUCGUCUGGUGGACAAGUCUUCAUCAUCAGCACCCACACACACUGUAUAGAGAGGCAGCUGGAGGCCCACCAGGAGGAGGGCAUGGUGGUGUCCCACAUGGUGGUGGCUGGUGUGGGCAUCUGGAUUGCCUUCAGCUCUGGUUCCACUCUGCGCCUUUUCCACACAGAGACCCUGGAGCACCUGCAGGACAUUAACAUUGCUACACCUGUCCACAACACACUGCCCGGUAACCAGAGAGUGUCAGUGAGCAGUCUGCUGGUCUGUCACGGUCUGCUGCUGGUAGGGACCAACCUGGGGGUGACUGUGGCCCUCUCAGUCCCCAGACUGCAGGGGAUCCCCAAGGUCACAGGUCGAGGUAUGGUUUCCUUACACGCUCAUAACGGACCAGUCAAGUUCCUCACGGUGGCUGCUGCAGUCUGUAACCGGCCCUCUGGCCCGCCAUCCUCCACCCCUCCCACCUCAGUCCAGUCAACAGAGACAGAUGAGGGGGAGAACCCCCAGCCCCCAUCAGAUUCAGCCCCGUCUCCCCCACAGGGUCGGGGUGUGUGGUUGGGAGAGGCGGGCUGCACCACCAUGGCUCUCCAGGACUCCCUGUCAUCAUCAUGCGGCUCCCUAGCUCCAUCCCAGGGCUCCCUGGAGCACGGGCCCGAGGACGGGGCCCUUUACGACGUGCUCCAUGACCCAGCACAUCACCAGAAGGGCCGGCGGACCAGCAAGGUGGAUGUCAGCUCUUUGUUGGUGGUGUCUGGCGGUCUGGGCCACCGCAGGGUGAACAAAAAGACCAAACAGUCUCGCCAUGAGGACACCACCUCUACCAUCAUGGUCUGGCAGAUACCUUUGCUCAACAUGUGACAACAACAGCACGUUGGUUAAAACAAAAGAGGGAAGUCUGGUGUAAUACUUCAAUCAAAUCAACGACAUGUCUUAUGAAGCCAGAAGUGCAUUAAGGAUAAUCCACAGUGUUGCAAUGAUGUUUCUAAUGAUGUCUCCUCCCAUUAAAAAAACAGAGACAGGAUCAAUAUAACCACUCAAUCAUGAUGCUUAGCGACGCAAACUGCACCCUCAAGACCAGUCAAAGGAUAUACUGGGCCUGUUAAGGAUGUACUUGUUUGAAAACACUGAAAGGUCUCUAAUGUUGCUGUCUGAUGAAGUCGGUUGUUCUGUAACGUGGCUAAUACUUAACUCUCCAGUGUUUGUGCCAUGCCAGUUGGCUGUAUAGGACUGCAGUAUUUAAUCAGUAUUGAAACAAGAAGUGAGAAGAUAGGAAAAGAUGGGGGGUUUUUGAAUCUGUUACAUGAAACUUUUAUUUAGAUUGCUUGGACCUUAGGUCAGCUGUCAAGGCCAGAGUUGUAAAUAUGGAGUAAGACAACUCAGGAUUUCAUGUGUGUGAGUUUUAUGGUUAGAGAUGGUUUCUGCGUUUAUAUGGAAUCCUUUUAAUAUUGGACCAGCUUGUCUGGUGCUACUGCCAUUCUAUAGAGGAAAUGGAUUAAAAAGGUGAUAUAUUGAUGACUGAAUUAGUUUUGGGAAGGCCUUGAUGAGAAUCCCUGGCUGGCCAGGUUUCUGUUCAUAAAGGGAUGAGCGAAUUGUUAUGAAGAGGAGAGCCCCCCCCCCCCACAUCUCUGUGUUACACAUAAGAAUAUUUAAAAAAAGACAAACAGCUUUAUACUUUUGUGUCAUUUUGUAUGUACUUCUGUUAUAUGUAUUAACAUUCAUAAACUGUUUCAACGCUG